Molecule: messenger RNA, 606 nt
Organism: Acaulospora morrowiae
Lineage: Eukaryota; Fungi; Glomeromycota; Glomeromycetes; Diversisporales; Acaulosporaceae
Source: the annotation of a GenBank genome assembly
AUGGCCCAAAGUAAAAGUGCUGCGUAUGAUUAUCUUAUAAAGCUUUUGUUGAUUGGAGAUUCAGGUGUUGGUAAAAGCUGCUUAUUGCUUCGUUUUUCCGAUGAUUCCUUUACUCCUUCUUUUAUCACUACCAUCGGUAUCGACUUUAAAAUCCGAACGAUCGAAUUAGAUGGAAAACGAAUCAAACUCCAAAUUUGGGACACAGCUGGACAAGAACCUUACUAUCGAGGUGCUAUGGGCAUACUUUUAGUAUACGACGUAACUGAUGAACGCUCCUUCAACAAUAUAAGAAAUUGGUUUUCCAAUAUAGAACAACAUGCUAGCGAAGGAGUUAAUAAAAUUCUUAUUGGAAACAAAUGCGAUUGGGUUGAAAAGAAGGCAAUUACUAAAGAACAAGGUCAGGAGCUUGCUGAUGAAUUUGGUAUCAAGUUUUUGGAAACUAGCGCCAAGGCCAACAUUAAUGUUGAAGAAGCGUUCUUUACUUUGGCAAGGGAUAUUAAGAAGAGAUUAAUCGAUACGCAUGCCCAACAAGAACAUGAUUCUCAUAAGAGAGCCGAUUUGGAUAUUAAGCAAAAGACAAGUUCUAGCAGCAGCUGCUGUAGCUAA